AAUACCACCAUCGGAGUAAAGUCCGCAAGAAAAUGUAUUGUGAAGUACAUCAUCUGGUUAUGCAUAAUGAUUGCAACAACCAUGACCAUGACCUUGUUGGUAGCGAACAUAAUGAAACUCCAUGAGCUGUUUAAUUCCUAUAUGUAUACAUCAAUCGCUCUUCUGUUCACUGGAGCAUUCAUCGCAGUUCUGCUGAUUUUGAUUCCGAAACUCGAGGUCAUCUUUCCACUGAACUAUAUGCUUGCUGUGCUCAGUGUAUUAACUUCAUCUUGUGGUCUCGCUGUUGCAACAUCGAAUUGCGCUUUUGUUUUUCGUGUUAUACUAUCUUCACUCUCGAGACGCUGCAAAUACAGUUUUCGGAGUACUUUUGGGUCUUGGCCUACUUUUGGCUCUAUGUCUUUCUGGACAAAGUUUAAAACUUUGUGAGGAUAAGCUGUCAAAUUAUUUUCUACCUGUUAGACUGGCUCUAAUUACCUGGUUAUUGGUAUCUCUACUAUAUCUGACCAUAUCAAUCAUCACCAAGCUUAAUUAAUGCACGUCAAACGAGACAUUUUACCAAUAAUUAUGAUACAAAUUGUGAACAAUACUCUCUUUUGUACGUCAUCUGACUAUCUGAUUGUUAAUAUUCCUCUUAUUGUAAUCGUGGUUGAAGCAAUAAAUGAG
Molecule: messenger RNA, 663 nt
Organism: Trichobilharzia szidati
Lineage: Eukaryota; Metazoa; Platyhelminthes; Trematoda; Strigeidida; Schistosomatidae
Source: the annotation of a GenBank genome assembly